AGCAUGGGGGACGAUAAAAAAGCAGUCAAGAAGAGACCCGGCCACUCUUCUCGGCAAAGAUGGUUGCCGGGUGGUGUUGCCCGCUACAGCCGCUCACAGAUGUAUGAAAGAGCUGCUCGCUACAAGAAGAAACAUGUUGUCGUCAAGAAGGAGAGGAAGAGGCCAGCAGCCAUGGUGGAGAAGGAGAUUGGUGGAGAGAAGAACGGAGGAAAGCGUCUUGUCCGAGUUCGCAGACUGCCCCGUUACUACCCAACUGAGGACCUCCCAAGGAAACUGAAUAGCCGCAAGAAGCCCUUCAGUCAACACAAGCGCAGGCUGAGGUCCAGCCUUACCCCAGGCACAGUCGUCAUCCUCCUGCGUGGCCCCUACAAGGGCAAGAGAGUUGUCUUCAUGAAGCAGCUCGGAAGUGGUCUUCUUCUGGUCAAUGGUCCCUUGAAGAUCAACGGUGUACCCAUGCGUCGUAUCAACCAGAUCUACGUGAUUGCCACAAGCACCAAGGUAGAUGUCAGCGGAGUUAAGAUCCCCAAGAGAGUCAAUGACGAGUACUUCCGCCGUAAGAAGCUGAAGAAGCCAAGGAACCAAGAAGGAGAGAUCUUUGACACAGAGAAAGAGAAGUACACCGUCUCUGAAGAGCGCAAGCAGGACCAGAAGAAGGUGGAUUCCCAGUUGGUUCCCAUCAUCAAGAAGGUGGAUCACCUCAAGGGAUACCUCCAGAUGCCGUUCUAUCUCAACAACAAACAAUACCCCCACAAGAUGGUCUUCUAAAUCACUCUCACUCAAUCUUCAGAAACACGGUCGGUCAGACGAGGAACUCGACGAGAGCAGCUAGCGGGGAAAGGACAAACAGUGCCCUCCCUUGCUUUACUCUGCGACUCAAAAAGUUGCAAAGCAGCCAUCAUACAAAAUAAAAGCUAUUCCCUGGAUUCGUGACCUUUCAAUGUUAAAUAUUUAAUUUACUUGAUGAGAAGGUUAAAAUAAAUUCUACAGUUAGCCAACUGAACUACA
Molecule: messenger RNA, 1005 nt
Organism: Asterias rubens (European starfish)
Lineage: Eukaryota; Metazoa; Echinodermata; Asteroidea; Forcipulatida; Asteriidae
Product: 60S ribosomal protein L6-like
Exons: 5
Coding region: 4-765 (253 amino acids)
Biological process (GO): cytoplasmic translation; ribosomal large subunit assembly
Cellular component (GO): ribosome; cytosolic large ribosomal subunit
Molecular function (GO): structural constituent of ribosome; RNA binding
Source: RefSeq, a predicted model, not a curated record